This is a messenger RNA of Aureococcus anophagefferens, 2937 nucleotides long. RefSeq lists its product as hypothetical. The record is from RefSeq and is a predicted model, not a curated record. Gene Ontology annotation, molecular function: protein binding. The transcript has 6 exons. NCBI's taxonomy places the organism in Eukaryota, Pelagophyceae, Pelagomonadales, Pelagomonadaceae. Bases 19 to 2523 code for a protein of 834 amino acids.
AGCGCCAAAAACCUAUGAAUGACGAAACGAUCAGGUUUAGAAAUGAAACGUGAAACUGGUUCUGGUUCUGGGACAGCCUCGCUGGUACGGGCUUCAAUCCGCGCGGCGCACUACGGGAACAGCAGGGCUUCUGAACGAGUUUUGCAUCCUCGUCGUUCUGCGAGGAUCGUCGAACCAGCAAAUAAUGAGACGCGCAUCGAACUCAAAGCGCAUUCGAUGCCAUUGUACACGGAUCAGACGCACAAAAUCUCUAUACCACCGAGCUCAUUUCGGGGGCCUCAAAAUACCAAGGUGUUGGACCGAUCGCGUGAGUCGCAAGACGCUGUGAAAACAGCCUCAACAACGACAUCGCAGCACAGUAAUUAUACAUUUCCCUCUCGUGGUCUCCAAGCUAACCGGGAAUCGACUCGUGCAUCGUCACAAAGACACAUAGAUGUUGCAUUGGGUGGGGCACAGAUGAUGUCGGGUGACCGGCGAUCAUCAUCACUUACACAAGCCCAGAGCUUCAAUCAAGAAAAGCAGCAGCAGCCAGUCUUUCAAGGUCCAAAUCACGUCGUUAGUGCGGUGAAUGGGGAGCGGCGACCAAGCACAGCAUCUGCAUGUGAUGGGAAUGAAAUUUGGAACCCUGAUUGUGAAAAGAAGCAGCGCACGAGUAUAUACGAGCCUUUGCAAGGCAAUGCUGAAGUGUUGCCAGCCCGAAAGAUAAACGAUGCAAAUCGCGAGCUACAGUCUGAUGGGUCGCAUGGGCGAUGUAAGCCACCAACAAACCUUGGCAGUGGGAGAGACGGCCUCGAUCGUCGUGACGCCAACAAGGAUCGGGACCGUGAGAAACGUCGAGAGUCCCAAGGCAGCAAUCAUCCGAGCAUAGCCCAAGUAACUGGUGAGAAGCCACCCUCAGACGGGGUCUUUUUUGCACAAUACAAAGGCCAUCCCGAGACACUGGUUGUAUAUCGAUCACCAGAGGAGCGCGCAGCCAACCCAGAGCGACUGAAUCUAGAUCGCCGUCACCUCACUGUAUGUCCCAUCCUCAAAUCCGAAGAACGCGUGCGUUUGCUCAACUACCAAAACAAUUACAUCGAAGAGAUUCGCCAUCUGUCUCAUUUACCCAACCUGAUUUUCUUGGACUUGUACAACAAUUGUAUUGAAAGCUUGUCGCGUGACCUUGAGUGCGUUCCUACGCUGCGGGUGUUGAUGUUGGGGAAGAAUCGCAUCAAAGCUAUCUCUCAUCUUGAGAAACUGGGUAAGCUCGAUGUCCUCGACCUUCAUUCGAAUGCAAUAGCAAAGGUAGAGCACCUUGGUGCGCUAUCAGAAUUGCGAGUCCUGAACCUAGCGGGUAACCGUCUCACUGAGCUCGAUGAGCUUGGUAGCCUACAAUCCCUCACGGAGCUUAAUGUGAGGCGCAAUCAAAUCGUCAAGGCUUGCUCACUGCAGCAAUUACAGUCCCUCCAGCGCGUCUUCCUGAGUAACAAUCGAGUCCAAUCAUUUGAUGCUGUUGCUUGCCUUUUCGAUGUUCGCUUCCUUAUGGAGCUCAGCAUGGAUGGCAAUCCUAUUGCUCUACAGGACCCACAUGCUUAUAGGCGCUUCGCUGUGGAGCGCGUUAAAACACUCCGGCACCUUGAUCUGAAAAGAGUCACUGAUGCUGAACGACGUGCAGUUGCCCUGGAGUCCCAGAAAGAGGACGAAAGGAGACGAGCCGCAGAAAAGCACGAAAUGCUCGAGCUUGAGCGACGAAAGUUGCAGGCUGAGCGCCACGAGGCAAUUCGUGCUGCAGAACGCCAGUGGAUUGACCGAAUCGGGCCGAAAGACCUGAAUCCUGUUUCAAACCCCAGGAACAGCCUUGCUUCUCAUCGCACGAGUGGAGAAUCGUCCAGUUCGUAUCCUGGCCGAGACCACGGAGAUAAGCCACCGUCAUCUUCUUCUGGAUCGAUUCCAAAUUGCUGCGUUCAAAGAGAGCAUCCCCUGAGCGGAUCGUACGAUAGUCCUCUGCUUGAAACGAAUGAUGCUCAACGCAUUGACGAUCCAAUGAAACGGCCUCAGGAAGAUGGUAGCCACCCGGCACGUGGGGACCGGUCUUCUACGAGACGUUCUUCAGUCAAUGUGGCCACCGCACAGUUACUUGUAGCGCCAUCCCAGAGUGUUGCGACGAUAACAUCCAGUGAAGGGCAGCGAGUCCGGUCAGAGGGCGACAAAGGAAGCAUCAACAGGCGGCCCUCCAAUUCGAAUCGCGUGGCUCCAGCAGCAGGCUACUACGAGGUUGAGAUAGGGGGGGUUCACCGCGAAGAGCGUGCUCUCCAGCUUUACGGAGAAGCUUGGGAAUGCCUUGAAUCACCAAAGAUUAUUGGGUCAUCCACAGCCCUGGUUUGCCGUUUUGUCUCUGUAGAACGCAUAGUCGAAAAGCUCCGCCCCCACGCUCGCAAUUUUGCCAGGUAUUGGCCAGAGGCUAUCCACCAGUUGGUUGACGAGUGCAUGGAGCACGAUGCGCUCUGCGACACUUUCUUCGCCAACGAGCCCGUCUGGCAGUAACCUACGGCCCCAUCAAUCGUAUCAUACUCUCCAAUCGCAGAUGGAUAAGCCAUUUUGAUAUCCUGGCGAAUCAUAUAUUGGCUCGUUGCAUUAAUUGGGUAAUGUUACACUGGUCGCUUUCAACAUGAGCCGUUGCCAUGGCGUCAUCUACACAUGCUUUAAUCCCGCUCUGCUCUCGUAGAGGAUGCGAGGGCGGGACGGGGGAAUGUUGAUGCCUGGGGUCUAGGCUACGCUUUACCACAGAAAUUUGGCCUCUCCAGAGGGCAAUUUUCCGAGUUUGACUGAUUUGCCGCCCGCGAGUUUACCGACGGGGUGGGUUUGCCGCCGGUCGAAGGGCGAACGCGGGAGAUUCGACGCGUUCUAGUUUUGGGGGCGCCCGCCCCCCCGGCGCCUGAGUAAAGCCCCCAGCCGCCG